Messenger RNA from Mustela lutreola (European mink), 2197 nucleotides. RefSeq names its product small integral membrane protein 10 like 1 (gene SMIM10L1). NCBI's taxonomy places the organism in Eukaryota, Metazoa, Chordata, Mammalia, Carnivora, Mustelidae. The transcript has a single exon. The coding region runs from base 211 to 417 and encodes 68 amino acids. The record is from RefSeq and is a predicted model, not a curated record.
AGCAGACAGGAAGGGGCGGAGCGCCAGCGGCGGCCAUGGGCAGAGCGCCGCUGGGGAGGACACGGAGCCAGCGGGCGGCGCAGGUAUGAGCCUGGCGGCUGCGUAAUCACCCCCACCCUGACCCUCGCCGCCCCGGCCGUCGGUCGGGAGUACACGAAGCCUGUGGUGACUCUCGGCGCUCAACACUGGGGGAGCGGCGACACCGUGUCCAUGGCCAUCGCGGCGGCUCCGUCUUCCUUGGCCCUCAAAGCCUCCAGCACGGUCGCGGUCCCCAGCUCCUAUGGAGUUUUCUGCAAAGGGCUCUCCCGCACCCUGCUCGCCUUCUUCGAGCUGGCCUGGCAGCUGCGCGUGAACUUUCCGUACUUUUACGUCGCAGGCUCGGUGAUCCUCAACAUCCGCUUGCAGGUACACAUUUAGUGCCCUUCUUACGCAGCCGACUUCCCGGCCGGGCCAUGGCCAACUUCCAGGAGGCUCGGUGGCGAAACGGAGCUGCGAACGCGGAGCUCGGGAUUCUCGCGAGAGGACUAGAGCGAGCGCUCUUUGCGGCUGCGCGCUCGGUCUCUGAUGGAGCUGCAGGGCGGUGGCGGAAAGCGGGUAGCGGCUGGAGAGGAGGUCAGCGGUGUUCCGGGUGCGGCGAAGAGCUUCAGUUAAGAUCUACGGCGAUAUUUAAGCUUUGCAACCUCAAAACAAAAACAGAACGAACAUGAUGCAUUAUAAAAAAGGAAGACUACUAAAGUUUUCAGGAAAAUUUUAAUGUACAACAAACUCAUGGUCCAAAUUAAAAUAAGAAAACAUACAUUUCGGGAAUAUUGGAUUGUAAGCAAGACAUUGAAUGAAUAAGAAGCUGAAGAUCUUAAACAUAUGUGGAAGACAAAUACAUUUCUUCAACAAGAGAAAACCAAAACCUUCAGAAAUGUUCAGUGGAAAAGCCCAGCGGUACCGGAAAAGCAUCCGUCUAAUACCAGAUAACGUGAAAUGCUGCUGGAUUUUGAACAGAGGGUUGGAGUGUAAGAAAGUGGGCUGUCUUUCGGUGUCCCUGUGAGUAGCGUGUAGUUCAGGACCUUGGAGCCAACAAGAAGGAAAUCCCGUCACAGCCCUAAGCUUGGCUACUUCGUGAAUAAUAUUUAAGUAAUUGUCAUUAGUAUAAAUGAUGUUUAUUGUUUUCAUCUGUUGAGAAAAUACUUAAUUGUAGUUCCAUGUUACCAGCUUUGAUAAUGGAAAAGUACAGUUUACCAGCAGGGAUGUUGAAAGUGGGGAGGGAAAAGUAGAGGAAAUGAUGGUGUUCUUGUAAAGUGGGAAGUUGAGAGGUAUAGUUUGUUGUCAGUGGGGAAAGAGGCAUUUUAUUAUUUAAAGAGUAAAUGACAUAGGGAGUAUGCCAUCAAGUUGCAAAAAUCGUAAUCAUAUUGUUAUAAAAGGAAAGAAAAUAGGGGAGAACAGCACGAAUUCAAUAAGAAAUGCCUAAAGAUAGCAAGUUAGUUGGAGUGCCUCACAAAGGAAAACAGAGUACUGGGUGUGUUUGAAUAUAAAGACGAAAUUUAUAAUCUUUCAGAGUCUGGAGAUGAAUUGGUGGACUGCAACUUUUUUAAAAAUUAAGGAAAUAUAUCCGUUAUGAAACAGGAAAAUUCAGAGUUUUUUAAGAACAGCAUUGCAGGGGCACCUGGGUGACUCAGUGGGUUAAAGCCUCUGCCUUUGGCUCAGGUCAUGGUCUCAGGGUCCUGGAAUCAAGCCCCACAUGGGUGGAGGUGGAGGGUGGGGAGAUGGGGGGGUGGUCUCUGCUCAGCGGGACCCUGCUUCCUCCUCUCUCCCUGCCUGCCUCUCUGACUACUUGUGAUCUCUGUCUAUCAAAAAAACAAAAAACAAAAACAACAACGUUGCAUACUUCAGUGGUGAAUAAUACUGGUCAUAUAAAGCCAGUCAUGAUGUAAAUACUGAAUACUAAUACAACAAGAAAUGAUUAUGUAACGUUGGGGGAUUGGAGAGGGGAGAGGUGUGUGUAAUGGGGAAGAAUCAGUCAAGAUCUAAUACAGAGAGGUCAAUAAAAUAAACAUUCAAAAACUAGUAAGAAGUGGUUGUCUCUGGAGAAAAAAGGAUUACUGUCCUUCACUAUCAAUCUAACUAUUUUGUUUUUUUUCUUAAUUGUACAUAUGUAUUUCUAUGAUUAAAACUUGUUUUAAAUAAAUUUCAUUUUUAAAAGUUC